Messenger RNA from Solanum dulcamara, 1451 nucleotides. RefSeq lists its product as uncharacterized. The transcript is spliced from 3 exons. NCBI's taxonomy places the organism in Eukaryota, Viridiplantae, Streptophyta, Magnoliopsida, Solanales, Solanaceae. Gene Ontology annotation, cellular component: cytosol. The record is from RefSeq and is a predicted model, not a curated record. Gene Ontology annotation, molecular function: protein-folding chaperone binding. The coding region runs from base 241 to 1272 and encodes 343 amino acids.
AAUAUGGUUAAAAUGGUUUCUGGAAAUAGCUAAUUUGAAUAACAACAGUGGGCAAUAAUACUCAACUGAAAUCUGGAAAGUUCUACAUUCUUCCCCUUUCUACUACUCUGUUUUCUAGACCCAUCUUUCUCCUUCUCUUAAUAACACUACCCACGCCCCACCAAAUUCCAAAAUUCCAAACACAAACUUCAAUCAUUCAAUUUUGAGUACAACAAGUGGUGAACAAACUAAAAAUAGGAGAUGGGUGUAGAUUACUACAAGAUAUUGCAAGUUGAUAAGAAUGCUAAAGAUGAUGAUUUAAAGAAAGCUUAUAGGAAAUUGGCUAUGAAAUGGCACCCUGAUAAGAACCCCAAUAACAAGAAAGAAGCUGAGGCUAAAUUUAAACAGAUCUCUGAAGCCUAUGAGGUUUUGAGUGAUUCACAGAAAAGGGCAAUUUAUGAUCAGUAUGGGGAAGAAGGCCUUAAAGGUCAAGUGCCACCACCAGAUGCUGCUGGUGGUGGACCUGGUGGGGCUACAUUUUUCCAAACAGGAGAUGGACCAAAUGUGUUUAGAUUCAAUCCAAGAAAUGCCAAUGAUAUCUUUGCAGAAUUUUUCGGGUUUUCGACCCCAUUUGGUGGGGGUAUGGGAGGUGGUGGUGGGAUGAGAGGUUCAAGGUUUUCUAGUUCAAUGUUUGGGGAUGAUAUUUUUAGUUCAUUUGGAGAAGGCAGACCAAUGAGUUCAGGCCCACGGAAGGCGCCACCGAUUGAACGAACAUUGCCUUGUAGUCUAGAAGAACUUUAUAAGGGGACAACCAAGAAGAUGAAGAUCUCUAGGGAGAUUGCUGAUGCAAGUGGGAAGACUUUACCAGUAGAAGAAAUUCUAACCAUUGACAUCAAACCAGGCUGGAAAAAGGGAACUAAGAUUACAUUCCUAGAGAAAGGAAACGAAGAGCCAAACGUUGUUCCUGCAGAUCUCGUGUUCAUAAUUGAUGAGAAACCACACAGUGUUUUCACAAGGGAAGGAAAUGACCUUGUGAUCAAUCAGAAAAUCUCACUUGCUGAAGCUUUAACAGGCUACACAGCCCAUCUAACGACGCUCGAUGGAAGAAAACUGACUAUUCCUAUGAACAAUGUAAUACAACCAAACCAUGAAGAGGUUGUCCCAAGGGAAGGAAUGCCAAUACCCAAAGAACCUUCAAAGAGGGGGGAUUUGAGGAUCAAGUUCAAUAUCAAGUUCCCUACGAGGUUAACAGCAGACCAGAAAACUGGAAUUAAGAAGUUGCUCUCUUCCUAGGCCACAUUGUUUACAAUCACUCGUAGUAUCUUUAUACAGUCUUAUGUUCUGUUUAAUCCUUUCUUUUUCAUUUUCUUUGUAUCUUGGGGUAAUUGGUUCUCUUGUAGAUUCUCUGUAUUAUAGCUAGAAAUUGUGUGUAAGUCAAUUAAUAUGUGAUAGUAAUAAAGGAUUUUGACAUU